AUUGCGCAUUGCACCAUGCGGUAGUUCGAUUGUUCGUAUUUUGCUUUUUAUUUAUUUGAAGUGUUUUAGUCGAAUAUGAAUUUCAUAUUUCAUACCAUUUAAAUUCGGGUUAUGUUAGAAUGAGGUUCUUAGUGGUACAUAACAUUCAAUAAUCGAAGAAGCAAAUAUUUGCAAAGUGUUCCGUAAUUCAUUGUAGCUAAGUAAUUUACAAUGGAUUAUCUGAAGCAGCCGGAAUUAGUAGCCAAAGUUCAAGAUUAUUUCGGUGUUAACCGAAAGUCAAAGCAGAAAAAUCAUGAUUAUACGAUAGAAAAUAAAUUUUGGUACUAUAUAUUUUUAUUUGGUACGGCCUUAGGGGAUGAAGUGUUCUAUUCCUCAUUCAUUCCAUUUUGGUUUUGGAACAUUGAUGGAGCUGUAGGAAGAAGAUUCGUGUUAGUUUGGUGUAUUGCUAUGUAUAUAGGGCAAGUUUUGAAGGAUAUUAUCCAAUGGCCCAGACCUGGACCACCAGUUGUUCGUUUGCACAACAAAUGGGCUUUAGAAUAUGGCAUGCCUUCGACACAUGCAAUGGUUGGAGUCUCUAUACCUUUCUCCAUUAUUUUGUAUACAAUGGACAGAUAUUUAUACAACAUUCCUUUAGGCAUACUCAUAUCAACACUAUGGUGUGCAAUAAUUUGCGUUAGCCGGCUAUAUUUAGGCAUGCAUACAGUAUUGGAUGUCAUUGUUGGUGUUUUCUUGGCUAUUGCCAUCAUGUUUCCAAUAGUACCACUGGUGGAUAAUUUGGAUCAUUAUUUUCUCACCAGCCCUUCUGCUCCCUUAAUACUUAUAGUAUCUGCAGUAUUUUUGAUAGUAUAUUACCCAAAUAGUGGUAAAUGGACUCCCACUAGAGGUGAUACAGCUAUGAUUUUGGGACUAAGCGUUGGAAUUGAAUUGGGCGCAUGGACUAAUUAUCAAGCAGGAAUAAUGAAACCAACAGAGCUGACUGCUCCAUACAUCAUAAUGUGGCUGUCUUACACAAUGUUCGGUUGCCUGUUAUUGAGAACUUUUAUAGGAUUUGUAUGCGUUUUGCUAACCAAAAAAAUCAGUAGUUACAUAACUUACAACUUUUUAUGUGCUAUAUUAAAACAAGACGUGGACAUUCUUAAAAAAUCGGAAAAUACUUUACAAAAUAAGCACAAAACGUUUGUUGAAUUGAGCUGUAAAUUCGUUUCUUGCGCUCUUAUAGGAUUUAAUAUUUUGUACCUUAUUCCACAAUUAUUUAGAUUUUUGAGAAUCGAACGACCGACGUUUUUUACUGAAAUAUGAUAAUCAUCAGUUAAAUAAAUUUAUCUAGUCACAAUUUGUCGAUUUUCUGAUUGGGACGGACUCGUUUCAAGUGCAAAAGAUAUAAAACAGUCUUGAAAACAUACAUAUGCUUAAGAAAUUAUAGUAAUCACAUUGCACCCAUAGACUUUUGGCGUAGUAAAAAAUAUUUGGAUAUUCCUGAAACGACUCAAUCAUUCAAUUGAAAAUAUAUUACCAAAGGAAACAUCUCGUUUCGAUUUCAUAUUGACUACUCUAUAUUAUAUCCGCACAUUUAUCUAUUAACCUAAUUAUAAACUUUUCAAAUUUCUUAAAUUUUGUUUAUUAGGUUAGAACUAUUUUCGUUUUGAUAUCAAUAACAAUUAUUGGCUUUAUUCAUUUUAAAUUAACAGGCAAAUAUUGUGUAAAAUUUCUAAUCUAGCCAAACAACUCAAUAAUUAGAAAUCAAUAUAGAGCAAUUUUAAAAUUGAUUUUCCGUCCAAUAUAUUGCUUUUCUCUGUUAUUUAAGCAAUAUUUUAGGAUUAUUUUGAAAGGCUGAUAUUAUAUCUAAGUGAACAUAUCAAAUAAGGCACAAUAAAAUAGUAAUUUAAUGGCAAUUUUAUCAAUUUGUUGCGGUGAAGGGAUAACCAUUCAACUUUUAUAGAUAUCCAUACAUUGCACAAAUGAACAGUAGAAUUGGAAAAUGCCAUAUAAAAAGAGCCCAAAUUUGUCAAAAAAUGUUUUCUAUUAUGUAAACAUUUGAAAACAUUGCUUUACUAGUUUAAAAAUAAUCAAUUCUUGUUAUAGAAUUCAAAUUCCAUUCAUGUAUUAAGGAAAUAAAUCGCCGAAGCAUCUAUAGUAUUAUAGCAAUACAGGCAUCAGUGCAGAUUUGUUUUCAAUAUGGUGGAUUCUAUGAGUUGAACAAAGAAAGAUUAUUAAAAUAACAUUGGUUAGAAUGAAGAAGUUACAAUCCUACAAUAUGACUCGUUCUUUUUUCCUUCAUAUGAUACUAAUGAAAAUUGUCUUUGUUGAACCCAUAGACCAUAUUGCGUACUUAUUUGCAUAUAUGAGUAAGUAAAAUUGAAAGUUUUAUUUUCAAUUUUAUUGAUUCUUCCAAAUACAAAAAAAAUCUUCACUGUUUUACUAACUGUGAUAAAAAUGAAUAUACUAUUUGUAACUUUUACAAAGCGAUGUAUAAACUUGGAAUUGCUCGCAAAAAUGAUGCUCAAUAGUUUUAAGAUAUUAUCGAGUUUACAUGGAGACCUGUAUUAUAAUAAUAAGUAAUAUCAGCUUAUAAAAUAGGUUUUAAAGUAAUUGCUGAUCACCUAAUUAAUAUGCAUGUACGCUAAU
Phyllotreta striolata is the source of this 2625-nucleotide messenger RNA. The record is from the annotation of a GenBank genome assembly. Lineage: Eukaryota; Metazoa; Arthropoda; Insecta; Coleoptera; Chrysomelidae.